AUGGAGCCGCAGCCGACACUCCUUGUCAUAGGGAGCCAUUCAACAAGCACACUGGAUCAGCAAACGCUGGUGACAGACGCAUGCAGUGCAGCAUCCCCUGCCGCUGCAGCGGCUGUGGCGGACUCCCCCAUGCUGCAAGCCGCAUCGCAGUUGAUCCAUAUUCCGGGAGCCAGAACGCCGCAAAAGCUAGAGCAAUGCCAGCCGCAGGAGGACUGCGAAAGCGGAGUCGCUGUUGCUAGCAGUGGCAGCAGCAGCAGCGGCAGCAGUGGCGUGUCUUGUCAACAGAGUACUGCCGCUUCUGUGCCUCCAGGUCCGAUUUUCUCGACCAGCUGCGCUGCAGUCUCAGGAGCAAGUAGAACUGCGGAAAAAUUCGAGAGGAGCGAAAGCGACAGCGGCAGACAUCCAGAGGAUAGCGAUGAUUCAGCAGAGGUGGUGGAAGCUCUCUUACGAGAUUUGGACGUGGCGUUGCGCAGAGUCCGUUCCCAGCAAAACGCAGUAAAUGCUGUCGGGCUGUCGACAGUGCCCUUCUGCUCUCGCGUGGGGAAGGCGAAUACGCCACCAGACGCAGCAGCAGCAGACACGGUGCUGCCGCGAGCUCCAUGUGAAUUCCUUAGCAGGGCAUACCUUAGCUCUCCCGAGGAGACGCUGGAUGCGGGGAAGGAGGCUUCUGCCGCUGCAGCAGCAACGGCACCGGAAGAAGGUCUUUUGGAGGCAGCCUUGACGCCAGCGGGCACAUCUAGAGCGGCGCAAGAGGGGAUCGAGAGGGCAGUCGCAUUCUGUUGCGGACCGUCGACUAUCCGAUGCAGUCUGGAUGCUGAGGCAGAGGCCGUUACCCAAGGCGCGUCAACCCCUGAAGGCAAAGAAAGUUCAGCUGCAGCCGUGGCUGCGGCGAAAGAACGGCUAGUGGAGCAACUUUGCUUAUUGAAGAGUGGUUUCCCAUCUCAGUUGCGUUGCCGCAUUUGGCUGGCUUUGCUAGACGUCGCAGAUGAGGACUGUGGGGAGCACCAGCGGAUCGCUCACGGCAUCCAGCAAACACCCCUAGAUGAGCCGAAUCAACGGGUAAUUCGCAGCGACGUCGAGCGUACGCGGGCACGUCUUGCAGUCUUUCGCGAACCACGAACUCGGAGGCUGAUGGAGCAGAUGCUCACUUUCUACUGCAAGUCGCAAGGCUUAAAGUACAAGCAAGGCCUCAAUGAAAUCUUAGCCCCUUUUUUGUAUUUGCAGAGUGUUUCUAAUGGGUUUAGCGAGGUGGAGGCCUACUGCUGCUUCUCGGCUUUUGUUCGGCGGUUCCUGCCAGCGAUGUUUUGUGAUGACGACUUCACGGCAUUGCAGUGCGCCUUCCAUCAUUUCAAGCUGCUGCUCCUCUACCACGACCCCACCCUGGCCACCUUCCUAGAGGAACACUUUGCAACUCCAGAACUAUACGUGACGCCGUGGUUUCUGACCCUUUUCUCGUCCAAAGUUCAGCUGCCGGUGCUCUUUGUUCUAUGGGAUCGAUACCUCCUGGAAAGGGAUAGUGUUUUUUUCUGCUUCCUCUCGCUCGCCAUCCUCCUCUGUAGCAGGACUAUCCUGUUGCGCACGGAGGUUUCGCAACUUCCAGAAACGCUCAGCAAGCUGUCCAUCCGUUCCAUCCCCGAGCUUACCAAUUUGUGGCAACUAGCGAAGGAGCUCAGGAGUCAAACACCGCUGAGCUUUGCUCACAUCUUCUGUGCUUCGCAAACAGGGGGUCCUGAAGCCUAUGUGCAGCCACUGCAUCAAUUGGAGUCUGAACGCGCCUUCUUUAUGCUGCCGCAAGAAGUUCUCAAUCAUGCUUAUGGACGGGCUUCAGAGCCUCUUUGCACUUCACCCAUGUGUGGUGGCUGCCGGUCCGUUGGCAGCCGCUGCAGCAGCGGCAGCGUUCCUCUCAGUGUAACUCCAUGUGAGAGCCUUCAUGAUGCAAAAGGAGGCAACACUCCUGCUGAGCACCGCUGUCCUCUAGGGCACCGCUGGAAGCUGCUGUUGUUAGAUCUUCGGCCUGAGUGGCUCUUCGAGGGAGGACGUUUGCCUCCAGCCAUUCAUGUGGACGCUUUGGGGGACUGGAGACAGGCCCUCUCUGCUCUUGUAGGCGCUGUUGAUCCUGCAACAUCCUUACAACAGGUGGCAUCAAAGCAUCCGCUGACACUAGCUGGGCAGCAGGGGGACUCCUUGCGCGCCGCCGUACCUGCAGAGAGGGUGUACGUGCAUGCCUUUAUGGCUCAUGUCUGUGCUGCAGGCUCUUCAGAAGGCAAGGGAAGGGCAGCAUGGAGUCUUGGACGCGAUGCAUCAGUCAGCCGAGGGCCUAAAGAGACGCGGCGUCUGCCACGGCGAAGAGGCGCGCGGUUGUUGCGGACUUUAAAGUGGAGAGGGCAUCAAGAAGGCUCGAGCACUUCUGCUGCUGCUGCUACGCCAUCCUGUGAUGGUGCGGCAACGCCAGCACAUGAUAAGUUGGACACUGCCUUUGCCUGCAGCAGCUUUCAGAGGAAUCCUCGGUGGGAGCUGGAAAUGCCAAGUGCGGAAGGAGAGACUGGCGAGUCUGAGUUGUCAUCUCUUCCUCUUCCCAGCGAUAGCCAUAGGCAGGGGGCAACGGAGGAGCCGGCAACCGAGGGCGUGCAGAGGGAAGCGUGCAGCAGCAUUCAUAUGGCCAGCGGGAAGGCAGGCCUUUGCCAGCAGCAGCAGCAAGUCAAAGAGCACCAGUUUCUGCAGGAGCUAGACGGUGGGAGCUGUGAUAUCGGUUUGGGAUUGCAGGCGGCUUCUUGGGGAGCGCAGCAGCCUUUGCGGCACACUGGUGAAAGGGACACUACCAGCACAACAACUGGCGAAGGCUCAGCCACAUACGGGGGAGGCAGUCUCCUAGGAGACGGGGGCUUUGAAAGUUCUUUGGGGGCCUCUUUUUCUCGGGAGGGCAGCUGUGAACCUGAUUUAUUUUGCUGCAACUUUCUAACGCCAGAAGAGAACCGAGAGACCUACUGCCUCCAUCGAUUGCAGACUCCUACGCAUCACGUUUGCCUGUUGACGGAGAACGGAACCUUAGGGCCGGAUGCUGUGGAGAUUUAUCAGUUUCUAACGAGGGAAAUGGCACUGCGGUGGGUCUCCUUCGUACGCGGAGGCUACAUGGCGUGUCACUGGCUAGCGGUGCAGCAGCAGCUGGAGCUGGUGGAUCAUACGACUAGCGUAUGUGCGCUGUGUUUCGAGGCGGCUCAGCAUCAGCAAGGGCGGCAGCGGCAACGGCACUCUGCUGGCAGCUGCCAGUCCGCAAUGUCUCGCAACUGGAGCGCUGCAUCCAUUUCCACGGAGGUGGCCUUGACGUCCUUUGAGUCUCUUUCUUGCGGCUCUCUGCCCUCGCCGAGCGUCUUCCGUACGGAGCAGCAGCAACAAGUGCCGCAGCCGCAGCGGGGGAGCAGCAGCAGCACGGCUAGGCAAAGCGGCUCGCAAGGACUUAACCUGGGGGGUAUACUGGGAGCUUGGAGACGGUUGUCUAGCGCGAGAACUCCCAGAGGAGGGCCUUUGAAAGGGCGCAAGGCGACAUGUUCUGCAACCGAAGAUGCAGCAACUCCCGUUAGCGAUGCUCCGUACAUGCCGCCUCAUGAAGCGUUCCCCGAAGGCUUGUGCAGACACUGCAGCGGCAGCAACUGCAGCAGCACCAAGAGUGCUGACAUCGGCUGUACCAGUGGCAGCGGGGCGGCUUGCUGCUGUCUCCAGAGCAAAACGCCGACCUUGUCUCAACUGCGGCCUUGUGGAGGAGAGCUUGGGGGGCAGGCUUGCCCGUCUUGCGGGGGGACCUCUCUGGUGAACGAACCUUCUGGAUUGGGUGCAGUGGAGGAGGCUGCCUUGAGGAGCAGCUCUACUGCUGCUGCUGAAGACGCCGUGUUUCCCCCCCUGCCGGCGCAACGCUGGGUGUCGUUGCUGUGUCUCCCCACGUAUCGCGUAGUGUUGCUCAGAGCUCCCCGGGACGCCUUCGAAGCGUUUGUGGACUCCCUCGAGGUUUGCCGCUUUCCCUGCUUCAUUGAGGCCGUGCUGCAGCCGCCCCUCCAUCUGGUGGAGCAGCAGCAAAAGGCGGCUGCCACGGCGCUUGAAGGAGGAACGCACAGCAGCAGCCUCUCCCUUGGGAACGCCCCCCCUGCCGCUGCCAGACGUGCUCUCGGGAGCCUCUCAAAACAACGAGCCAUGCUUCAUAGCAUCGCUCCGCGGAGGCCUUCCGUAGAGCAGCCCGACCGGGGGGAGGGGCCCUUGGGCGGAGCGCACGGGAUUUCGCGUUGCCACUCUUCUCAGUCUUCUCUGGACUGCAGUGGCGUAGGAAGACAGCAGCAACAGCAGGCUGCUCCUCGGGAGGACCUUCAGGGCACAACGAAAGAAGAAGGCAGUCGAAACAAAGGCCACAACGGCAGAAUGGGUAGCAGCGGCAUAACACCAACAGCUGGCCACACUGCCGCCUUGGGGGAGGGGUAUUCGCAUUUGGGCUCUUGGUUCCUCAACAUACCAGAUAGAAGCCCGUGUGAAAUCAUUGUAACACCCAGCCGUCUGGUUCUUGUCAGUGGAUCCCAGCAGCAACGCUGUCAGCCUCACGGCCUUAGGGGAGAGGGGGGAGGAGUAAAGGGCUCCUCUGGCCUCUCUUGUGGCGGAGACACCCACUGUGUCCAUUGCUCAGCGGAAUCGCAGGGUGUUUCUCCCCAGCUGCUCAUUGGAGAGCUACUCGGGCUGCUAGCCGGUACCCUCCCCGACGAGCGCGACGAGCACCAACAACAGCAGCAGGAAGAGCAGGGGAAGGAGGGGCAGGCGCAGGCAGAUUAUGUCGAUUUUUAUGCUUCGAUGGAGCUGACAGAGACUCACAAGAUAACAAGCAGAAAGAACGAUGCGAGGCUUCUUUGCUUCUACUUUAACGCCACAAAGGUUCAGCCCUUAAUGAUCCUUCGGUUUCCGGAUGAUACUGCUGCAAAGGGAUGCAUAGCCCACGUGCGAAAGAUGUAUCGAGCUUAUCGCAUGCGACGUCACGAGCAACAGCUGCAGGAACAGCGGCAACAGCAGCAGCAGGAACGGCAGCAGCAGGUGGAAGGGGCUGCGGGAGGUUACCCGCCUAAUGCAGCUUCGGGUCCUGUGGAUCCAGUGUAG
This is a messenger RNA of Cyclospora cayetanensis, 5124 nucleotides long. RefSeq lists its product as uncharacterized. The transcript is spliced from 15 exons. Gene Ontology annotation, biological process: retrograde transport, endosome to Golgi. The coding region runs from base 1 to 5124 and encodes 1707 amino acids. The record is from RefSeq and is a predicted model, not a curated record. NCBI's taxonomy places the organism in Eukaryota, Apicomplexa, Conoidasida, Eucoccidiorida, Eimeriidae. Gene Ontology annotation, cellular component: trans-Golgi network.